Molecule: messenger RNA, 405 nt
Organism: Acanthoscelides obtectus
Lineage: Eukaryota; Metazoa; Arthropoda; Insecta; Coleoptera; Chrysomelidae
Source: the annotation of a GenBank genome assembly
AUGAGUGCACCUAAGAGAACAAGUAACUUUAGCAGGGAAGAGGAAUCCCUUUUAAUUAGACUGGUGAAUAAAUAUAAAGAUGUUAUUGAAUGUCGUAAAACGGAUGCAGUAACAAACUCUUCAAAAGCAAAGACAUGGAAUAUGAUUGCAAAAGAGUUUAACAGUGGAGCGGUGACCUACAGGGAUAGUAAAACAUUGAAGAAUAAAUAUGACAAUAUCAAAAAAAGGUCAAAGAAGAAGUUCUCACAGGAGAAGUGUUCCCUGUUUGCUACAGGAGGAGGUGCCUCAAAAACAGUUCAUUUCACCGAUAUUGAUGAACAAGUCAAAGACAUUUUAGGUGUCCGAAUAGAAGGACACCCUUCAGCGUAUGAUGAUGACAUGAGUAAGGAAGCCGGAUUGUGUUGA